Messenger RNA from Saimiri boliviensis boliviensis (Bolivian squirrel monkey), 1439 nucleotides. The record is from RefSeq and is a predicted model, not a curated record. NCBI's taxonomy places the organism in Eukaryota, Metazoa, Chordata, Mammalia, Primates, Cebidae.
AAGUUAAAACCAAAGUGUCAGCACUUCAACAACCUUUUUUUUGGCUUAACAAAACAUCAAACAGCAUACAAAUGGCUGAAAUCCACAAUGGAGAGGAACUCUGUGACUUUAUGGAAAAUGGAGAAAUCUUUAGUGAACACUCAUGCCUUAAUACACACGUGGAAACUGAAAAUACAGGGGACACUUAUGACUGUGACGAGUAUGGAGAAAACUUUCCCAUGUUCCACAACAGUGCCCCUACUGGAGAGACACUUUCUGUGUUGAAUCAGUGUAGAAAAGCCUUUAGCCUGCCACCAGAUGUUCACGAGAGAACAUGGAUAGGAGACAAAUCCUUUGAAUACAGUGACUGUGAGGAAGCCUUUGUUGAUCAGUCACAUCUUCAGCCAAAUAGGAUAACUCACAGUGGAGAGAAUCUCUAUGAGCAGAAGCAAUGUGGGAGAGCUUUUACUUACUCCACAAGCCAUGCUGUGUCUGUUCAAAUGCGUACUGUAGAAAAACCCUACGAAUGUAAGGAAUGUGGAAAAUUCUUUAAGUAUUCUUCAUAUCUUAAUAGUCACAUGCGAACCCAUACUGGGGAGAAACCCUAUGAAUGUAAAGAAUGUGGGAAAUGCUUCACUGUUUCUUCACACCUAGUUGAACACGUAAGAAUUCAUACUGGAGAAAAACCCUAUCAAUGUAAGGAAUGUGGAAGAGCCUUCGCUGGGCGCUCAGGCCUUACUAAACAUGUACGAAUACACACUGGAGAGAAGCCCUAUGAAUGUAAUGAAUGUGGGAAAGCCUACAAUAGGUUUUAUCUACUAACUGAACAUUUUAAAACUCACACAGAGGAGAAGCCCUUUGAAUGUAAGGUAUGUGGAAAGUCCUUUAGAAGCUCUUCAUGCCUUAAGAAUCACUUUAGAAUUCACACUGGAAUAAAACCCUAUAAAUGUAAGGACUGUGGGAAAGCAUUCACUGUUUCCUCAAGCUUACAUAAUCAUGUAAAAAUCCAUACCGGAGAGAAGCCCUUUGAAUGUAAGGACUGUGGGAAAGCCUUUGCUACAUCUUCGCAACUCAUCGAACAUAUAAGAACUCACACUGGAGAGAAACCAUAUAUAUGUAAGGAAUGUGGGAAAACCUUUCGUGCUUCUUCACACCUACAGAAACACGUUAGAAUUCACACUGGAGAGAAACCCUAUAUAUGUAAUGAAUGUGGGAAAGCCUACAAUAGGUUUUAUUUACUUACUAAACAUUUAAAAACACACUGAAGAAGAAAACUCUGAAUGUAAGGAAUGUGGAAAUCUUAGGAAUUUCUUAUACCAUAAUUACCACAUUUAAAUUCACACUGUUGAGAAAUCUUAUUGGUGCAAAGAAUGUGCGGAGGCCUUCAGUUAUUCCCAUUCACUCUGAAGAAAUGAAAAAAUUCACACUCUGUAUCCCCCAUAAAUUUUAGAAAUGUUAGG